This is a messenger RNA of Humulus lupulus (European hop), 758 nucleotides long. Its product is annotated as hydrophobic protein RCI2A. Gene Ontology annotation, cellular component: membrane. NCBI's taxonomy places the organism in Eukaryota, Viridiplantae, Streptophyta, Magnoliopsida, Rosales, Cannabaceae. The record is from RefSeq and is a predicted model, not a curated record. Bases 311 to 475 code for a protein of 54 amino acids. The transcript is spliced from 3 exons.
UUUACGAGGCUACCGACCUGAAACUCCAAAGAAUACGCCAAGAAAGAAAGUAUGAUUUCCAAAAAUUUACCGCCCUAGGAAACCGUUUAUAUAUAUGAUCGAUAUUCUACUAAAGGCAGCCAAUUAUACAUCACCACGUGUCCACUUUCUAUUUCUGUAGCCUAUAUAUAAGUUCCACUAGCGAUACAAACCAAAGCAGUUAUUAUUGAGUAUUGAGAGAGUUUCUUGUAACGCUCUGAUCUUUUGCUUCAGUUUCUCUCCAUUUUUUUUUCUAAUUUUCUUAAGAAAUAUUCCAAGAAAGUGACGGAAAAUGGGAACAGCAACCUUCAUAGACAUCAUCAUUGCCAUCCUCUUGCCACCUCUUGGCGUCUUCCUUAGAUUUGGAUGCCAUGUUGAAUUCUGGAUCUGUUUGGUCUUGACUUUGUGUGGGUACCUUCCUGGGAUUAUCUACGCUAUCUAUGCUAUCACAAAGUGACGAACUCAUUUGAGAGUUUGAUCGAUUGUGAAGACCAUGUUUGUCUUGUUAUUGUUUGUGGAUUUAUUUUUAAACGUUGGAUGGACAGUAUUGGUGUAGUGGUAUAAUGGGCAGAGAUGAACGGUUGAUCCUUCAUCUUGAGUGUGUGUAUGUGUCAGUAUCAUAUAUUCAAGGCCUCUUCUCUUCAGUUUCUUUUGAAUAAUUUUUUGCUAUCUUUAUUCGAUGUAAGGUUUGGUUGGAAGGACUACCGAUAUAUUAGGAUAUUUUAUUUUUAUUUUUGUAA